This is a messenger RNA of Ceratosolen solmsi marchali, 1765 nucleotides long. RefSeq names its product Organic cation transporter (gene Orct). Gene Ontology annotation, molecular function: transmembrane transporter activity. Bases 51 to 1733 code for a protein of 560 amino acids. Gene Ontology annotation, cellular component: membrane. NCBI's taxonomy places the organism in Eukaryota, Metazoa, Arthropoda, Insecta, Hymenoptera, Agaonidae. The record is from RefSeq and is a predicted model, not a curated record. The transcript has 10 exons. Gene Ontology annotation, biological process: transmembrane transport.
UAAAGCGCAACGAAAAUUGAUAUUUUUAUAGACCAGUAAAAACUAGGAAAAUGGCAUACGACGAUGUCAUUUCCAAAAUGGGCCAGUUUGGCAAAUAUCAGCGUAGGAUAUAUUUGCUGUUAUGCUUGCCAGCGAUAUCGUGUGCUUUUCACAAACUUGCAGGAGUUUUCCUUGGGGCAAAAAUGUCUUCGAGAUGUAUGCUGCCUUUUGAAAAUAUAGACAAUGCCACGUUUUUUUUAUCUGAAAAUUUAAUGAACUCGAGUUAUCCAUGGGAUUACAAAAGCAAGUCAUGGUCUCAUUGUGAACGAUAUUCAGAUCUAUCAGUCGUAGAUUCGAUGAAAAUAGAUUAUUCAUUAAACCAACAACAUUAUUCUACUAGAAAUAUUACUAAAUGCGAUCUCUUUGUGUACGAUAGAAGCAAGUACAAGAGCUCUACCACAUCCGAAUGGAAUUUGGUGUGCGAUAAGGAUUGGCUUAGGGCAAUGGGGGAUUCUGUUUUUAUGGUUGGAGUGAUGCUCGGCUCAACAAUAUUCGGCGCCCUGUCCGAUAAAUAUGGACGUCGACCAAUUUUCUUUCUGUCGCUAGUUAUACAGCUAAUUGGUGGUGUUGUAGUUGCCGUCACACCAGAAUUUAUUUCAUUUGUGAUCUUCAGAGCAAUCGUUGGUUCUACGACCAGCGGUGUGUUUCUUGUCGCUUAUGUUAUUGCUUUGGAAAUGGUGGGGCCGCAGAAACGGCUAAUAGCCGGUGUUGGCUGUCAACUAUUUUUCACUGCUGGAUACAUUAUGACAGCUGGUUUCGCCUAUUAUAUUACCGAUUGGAGGACUUUACAAUUUGCACUUACGAUCCCGAGCACGGCUUUUUUGCUCUAUUGGUGGUUCAUACCAGAGUCGGCGCGAUGGCUAUUGACGAAAGGUCGGGCCAAAGAGGCUCGGGAACUACUGCACAAAGCAUCCUUGGAAAACGGCGCCGAGAUCACAGAAUCGACUCUCGAAAGACUUCUCGAUGAAACUAAUAGCGAUAGUACACCCGAUACCAAAAAGCCGUCCAUAUUUGAUCUCUUCAGAUAUCCAAAUCUCAGAAAGAAGAGUUUCCUCCUCUUCUUCAACUGGCUCGUAAACAGUGGUACGUAUUAUGGACUAUCAUGGAACGCAUCCAGUCUCGGCGGCAACGAUUACUUGAAUUUCGUCAUAUCCGGCCUCGUUGAGAUACCGGCUUACACUUUUCUUAUUUUCACGCUCAACCGAUGGGGUAGAAAAGUGAUUUUAUGCGGAUGCAUGAUAGCAUCCGGUCUGGCCCUCGUAGCGACGUUAUUUAUACCGAGCGAUAUGACAUGGCUAAAGGUGACGUUUGCGAUGAUAGCGAAAUUGGUGAUCACGUCGUCCUACGGUACAAUUUACGUCUUCACAGCUGAACAAUUUCCCACGGUUAUCAGGAACGUGGGCUUAGGAGCAAGUUCGACGUUUGCGCGAAUAGGCGGAGUUAUCGCUCCUUAUAUUAAUUUUUUGGCCUUAUAUUGGGAGCCACUGCCUUUCGUAAUCUUUGGUUUUUGUUCGCUUCUCGGUGGUAUUCUUUCCCUCCUCUUGCCAGAGACUUUGAAUAAAAAGCUACCGGAAACAAUCCAGGAUGGCGAAGCAUUCGGAAUAAAAUUAUCUAAAAAUAAAAAGAUUGGAUUGGAAGUCGAAGAUAUAAAUGGCAUGGAUGAAGUUAAUAAUAUCAAGCAGGUUAAAUUAUAAGAAAAUUAAAAUUGAUUAUUUUUAAUGAUCAU